Molecule: messenger RNA, 267 nt
Organism: Spirodela intermedia
Lineage: Eukaryota; Viridiplantae; Streptophyta; Magnoliopsida; Alismatales; Araceae
Source: the annotation of a GenBank genome assembly
AUGAACAAAACACUCUUGGAGCGUGCUAGAAGUAUGUUAUCUCAAGCAGGUAUAUCAAAGGACUUUUGGGCAGAAGUUGUUAACACAACUUGCUACAUGGUUAACAGAUCUCCAUGUACAGCCAUUGAGUUAAAAACUUCUAAAGAAGUAUGGUCUAGUUCUCUUACUGAUUAUUCUCACCUCAGAAUUUUUAGUUGCCCCGUUUAUAUUCAUGUCACUGGUGACAAGUUGGAGCUAAGGGCGACACAACGUGUAAAGUGGUAUUAG